Molecule: messenger RNA, 1545 nt
Organism: Stegodyphus dumicola
Lineage: Eukaryota; Metazoa; Arthropoda; Arachnida; Araneae; Eresidae
Source: RefSeq, a predicted model, not a curated record
AUGGAGCUUACACAGCUGAAAACCGAAAGAAAAUGUCUAAGAACUUCCUUUACCACAUGUGCAAACAAAAUUGAUGCAGAACUGAAAUCAGAUAUUCCUGAUUUGAAGCUACUUUCGAUUCUGGAACAACAGCUUAGAGACAAGUUUAAUCGACUUGAAAUUUGCCAAAAGGAACUGUCGAAGAAUCCUUUACCUACUGAAUUACCAGAGAAGCGCAAAUUUAAACUGCCGAAGAUCGAACUAAAGAAAUUCAACGGCGAAGCAAAAGAAUUUUUGACGUUUUGGAGCCAGUUUUCGAAGAUCCAUGAAGAUCCGACGAUUCCAGAUGAAGAUAAAUUCCAGUACCUCCUGCAAGCAGUUGUUCCUCAGUCCAAAGCCGCACGGGUAGUGGAGAGCUUUCCGGCAACGGCGUCGAAUUAUCCGAAAGCAAUCGCCCAGCUUCGAGAGAGGUUUGGAAGAGAAGACUUACUUGUACAGAUAUACGUCAGAGAUCUUCUAAGCAUGGUUAUGCGUAAUGCAAGCAGUGGACGUGUGAAGACGGAUCUUCCCACUCUCUACGAUGAUUUAGAAACCAAGAUUAGAGCUUUAGAAAGUCUUGGAAGAACGCAAGAGAAGUAUGGUGAUUUCUUAACGCCUUUAGUUGAAUCCUGCCUGCCCGAAGAAGUAUUAAUUGCUUGGGAGAGAAACAGAAAUUUAAAAGAAGCACCUCAGCCUGAUGACCGAUGCCUUGAAAAUUUGAUGAAUUUUCUGAAACAAGAAGUGAAAGGAGAAGAGAUGGUCGUGUUAGCCCGCACUGGGUUUGACGGUAGAUAUGAACUUUGUUUACCUUUUAAAUCUGAUGUGGCCGAUUUGCCGACAAAUAAAGAUUUAACUUGGAAGCGGCAUAAAAGGAUGUGCCAGCGAGCACAAGAUAAAGCAUUUUUAGAAGAAUAUACUACGAUUUUCCGGGAAUGGGAAAAAUUGAAUAUAAUUGAAAAGGUAACUGAUAAUAUUGAGACGGGACAUUUUUUACCUCAUCGGCCAGUAAUUAAGGACAGUACCACUACAAAAAUCAGACCUGUCUUUGACGCGUCAGCCCGAGAAAGUGUGAAACCUCUUAUUCGGAACUUGUGUGUUUUCAAAGAUGUGAACGGAAUUAUCAGAGUUAAAACUCGAAUUACUGAACGCAUAGAUAAGCCUUUCUUCAUUUCACCUAUUCUUCUUCCUGAUAAAUGUAUCUUUACUCAAAGACUGAUUGAAUAUUUUCACCGAGAAAACUGUCAUGCUGGAACCCAGAUAUUACUAAGCAUAUUGCGUGAAAAGUACUGGAUUACAAGAGGAAGAAGAGCGAUACGUAGUGUUCUGAAGGACUGUAUUAAAUGUCGACGAUACAAAACUAAAUCUCUCAUCACUGAACCAGUUUCCUUACCUGCUGAUAGAGUGGAAAAUGCUGCAGCUUUCGAAGUAGUUGGUAUUGACUUAGCAGGUCCCCUAUUUGUAAAACGUGGGGACAAAGUAUGGAUGGUUCUCUACACACGUGUGCUCUUUAUAGAGCAAUUCAUUUAG